Messenger RNA from Caenorhabditis elegans, 1828 nucleotides. It is a transcript of the gene tph-1, whose product is annotated as Biopterin-dependent aromatic amino acid hydroxylase family profile domain-containing protein. Lineage: Eukaryota; Metazoa; Nematoda; Chromadorea; Rhabditida; Rhabditidae. The record is from RefSeq and is marked reviewed.
GUAGCAUUGCUCUCUUCAAUCAUAUGGAUUCGUUGUUUCAGAUGGCAUCCGCAAUGAAGUUUCAAUACUACUCGAAGAAAGCUGCUGGAAAGACAAUGUCUAAUAGUGUCUCCAUGUCCAGUGACAAUCGCAUGGAGGAUUUUAAACGUCGUUUUCGUCGAAGUGGAUCGUUAGGAAUUCCAUUUGUCCCAGAAGAAGAUGUUAAACAACUCUUCACACCAACUCGUACUGUUCGUCGAGAAGCAUCUAUUCGCGAAGGGGAUGAGGAAGAAGGAGUACAAAUUCUCACAAUAAUUGUCAAGUCAAGUCGUGUUUCGGAGGAUAUCUCAAAAAUGAUUGCAAACCUCCCUGAUCACACUCGUAUCAAACAUUUGGAGACUCGUGACAGUCAAGAUGGAAGUUCCAAAACUAUGGAUGUUCUUCUAGAGAUUGAGCUCUUUCAUUAUGGAAAACAAGAAGCAAUGGAUCUUAUGAGACUUAAUGGGCUUGAUGUUCAUGAGGUGUCAUCGACUAUUCGUCCAACUGCAAUAAAAGAGCAAUAUACAGAGCCUGGAUCUGAUGAUGCGACAACCGGUUCUGAAUGGUUUCCAAAAAGUAUUUAUGAUUUGGAUAUUUGUGCAAAAAGAGUGAUUAUGUAUGGAGCAGGGCUGGACGCUGAUCAUCCUGGUUUCAAAGAUACCGAGUAUCGUCAACGUCGAAUGAUGUUUGCUGAACUGGCGCUCAAUUACAAACACGGUGAGCCAAUUCCGCGAACCGAAUAUACAUCAUCCGAACGGAAAACUUGGGGAAUUAUAUAUAGAAAAUUGAGAGAAUUGCACAAAAAGCACGCAUGCAAGCAGUUUCUUGAUAACUUUGAGCUACUGGAGAGACAUUGUGGAUACUCGGAAAAUAAUAUUCCGCAACUAGAAGAUAUCUGCAAGUUUUUGAAAGCAAAAACUGGAUUCCGUGUUCGCCCAGUCGCCGGAUACUUAUCAGCUCGUGAUUUCUUGGCAGGUCUUGCAUAUCGUGUCUUCUUCUGCACUCAAUACGUUCGCCAUCAUGCCGAUCCAUUUUACACUCCAGAACCAGACACCGUUCACGAGCUCAUGGGUCACAUGGCUCUAUUCGCUGAUCCAGAUUUUGCUCAGUUUUCUCAAGAGAUUGGAUUAGCUUCUCUUGGAGCAUCAGAGGAAGAUUUGAAGAAGCUUGCAACACUCUACUUCUUUUCCAUUGAAUUUGGUCUCUCGUCUGAUGACGCUGCCGAUUCUCCAGUAAAAGAAAAUGGAUCAAAUCAUGAAAGAUUUAAAGUAUACGGAGCAGGACUUCUGAGCAGUGCUGGCGAGUUGCAACAUGCCGUUGAGGGUAGUGCAACCAUUAUUCGUUUUGAUCCGGAUCGUGUUGUUGAGCAAGAAUGUCUCAUUACUACUUUCCAGUCAGCGUAUUUCUAUACUAGAAAUUUUGAAGAGGCCCAGCAGAAACUCAGAAUGUUCACCAACAACAUGAAACGUCCCUUCAUUGUUCGUUACAACCCAUACACAGAAAGCGUCGAAGUUCUCAACAACUCCCGUUCCAUUAUGUUGGCAGUGAACUCUCUCCGCUCAGACAUCAACCUGCUCGCCGGAGCUCUCCACUACAUCCUGUAGUUUGAGUUUCCGUGUUUUUUAUUUUUUUUAUUUGGUUUCUGCUUUCUUCUUAUUUAUUUUUUCCUUUAUGUCUGCUUCUAUUUUCAGAACCAACAUAAUUCUAGAGUUGAUUCUUUUUCGAGUUGACCAUUGAUUCUCCAGUCGUUCAACAUCUAUUUUUCUUUUUUGCUUUAUUCUUUUCAAGAAAAAAUAAAUAAACGAUUCAA